AUGGCUUUCUACUGGAUAUUCAUCACAUUCUCGUGGUUCGGGACCGCAAGUCUGCAGUAUAUAAAUAGCGCAGGAUCUGGCGCUGAAACCAUCAUGGACCCACUAGACUCAACUCUCCACUAUCCACCGCUACCCUAUAACAACUAUUUUAACAUGCCUUCACCAAGUAACAACUACGAGUCUUUUCAAAACGAUGAUCCAGUUGAACACGGUCAGCUUUAUGAACAAGAUUCUGUUGAUGCACAACGUAAGAGACGAACAAUUGACGAAAAUUCUUCGACGAAAGAAGACCUUGUCGACAAACGUUGGCUGCCGAACACAAUAGAUAAUGAUAAAACAAUAUAUUUACGCAACGAUGAUAAGGCGAGCCCAUUUAUAGUAGAGUCGUUCCCUUCAGGAUCUGAAGGAAAUUCAACAGAUAAAAGCGAGAUGAAUUCGAUGGAAAAACGUAGUUUUAGUCCUUGGGGCGGCAAAAGAGCCAGUACCAAUGUUGCGGAACAUAACUGGACUUGGAAAAGGUCGAUAGGUAUUCGAGAACCAAGCAUGCCAAAACGCGUUCGGUUCAGCCCGUGGGGUGGGAAGCGAAGCGGUCAGAUGAUUUACAAACCAGGAAGUAAAGGAUCAAAAAUAAUAUUCUCUGCAUCUAUUCCAGAACUUACUCGGAUAAUCUCUAAUUACUCGCCUUACAACAAUAGAUUAGAUGUAGCUGGAUUCCAAUUUGUACCAUCAUUGGACAAACGACAUCCUAUUAAAAUUUUAGCCCUGAGCACUAAAAUGGACGAAAGAACACUUCGAGAUGCUUUGCCAUUUAAUACCUUCAUGGACUACAUCCCUAAGACAUUCAAGCCAGGUCAUCCCUACUCGGAUGUUCAUUUGAAAAAAGACGGUAAGAGGAAGGUUAAGUUCAGUGCAUGGGGUGGAAAAAGAUCACCUCCAAUCAUUGGCCCAAUCUGGACACCAACAUCUCAAGACGUUAAGGAUUCCACGUUGGACACGAUAGUAUUAGUUCGAAACCAGGAUGACAGCAAAUCUCAGUAAUAAUUUCGACCUAGCUCCAUGACAAGUGACUCUUUCCGAUACUCGAAGAAACGUGAUCAAAGCAUUUAUGUGGUAAAAUUGGUUUUAUGUAAGUGCCAUAUGUGAGAAACACGCCGCUAAAAUGUUCCAGAAAGAGUUGUCUUCGACAAAGAAGCUGGGUUUGUCGUAGGCAUCUUGGCACUCAGUCAGUUAUUUGAAGUAUUAGUCAAUUGUCCUUUAUAAAUGUAAUAUUUAAAAUUGUAAUUGUUUAUCAGAGGUCGAAUACAUGCCUAUAUCUUAAUGUGUUAUUUAUUGUUCACUAUUUAAGGUAAUUAAAUUAUUAAAUAAUAUGGUGGUUAA
Messenger RNA from Melitaea cinxia (Glanville fritillary), 1377 nucleotides. RefSeq lists its product as uncharacterized. Bases 1 to 1038 code for a protein of 345 amino acids. The record is from RefSeq and is a predicted model, not a curated record. Lineage: Eukaryota; Metazoa; Arthropoda; Insecta; Lepidoptera; Nymphalidae. The transcript has a single exon.